Molecule: messenger RNA, 6030 nt
Organism: Haliotis rubra (blacklip abalone)
Lineage: Eukaryota; Metazoa; Mollusca; Gastropoda; Lepetellida; Haliotidae
Product: solute carrier family 12 member 3-like
Exons: 24
Coding region: 143-3517 (1124 amino acids)
Biological process (GO): potassium ion homeostasis; sodium ion transmembrane transport; cell volume homeostasis
Cellular component (GO): membrane
Molecular function (GO): sodium:potassium:chloride symporter activity
Source: RefSeq, a predicted model, not a curated record
GUGUCGUUCUGGUGAAAUUCCUGUAAGUGGAGAAAUUUUGGUCACGCACGUGGGCUGCGUCAAACCUUUGUUUACAAUGACCAUGUGACCAAAGACAGACCAAUCAGAGCGAGGCAAGUGACCUUCUUGGAUAAAUCAAAAAAUGGCGCACAUGGAGUCUACCGAGCCGGGUGAAAUGAAGAAAGCAGAGCUACUUCUGCCUGGUAGCGGUGAAGGUGACGAAAUAGGAGAAGAAAUGAAGAAAAGCGGCUCCCGGUUUCAGGUGGCCCGUGUGGACUGUGUAAAUGAAACAAAAUUUGAAGAACCACCAAAGGAUACUAAAAGCAAUGUGCAUGAUAAGGGACCGGAAUCGCCAUCAGCCACCUUCUCUCUUAGUGGCGAUUCCUUCCGGAGUUAUUCAGAUACCAAUAAUUUGAAAACUUUUGCGAUGAAUACUCAUGAGGCUCUGCCAUGUGUUGACCAUUACAGAAACAUACUGUCGGCGACAGGAGGAAUGAAAUCGCGACCAACUCUAGCCCAGUUGCACGAGGAAAUGGAUGAUGAAGAAAUUCGGGGUAGACACAAAGAUCCCCUCCUGGUCGGGGAAGAGAGAUUGGUCAGUGACAGUACUGUGGCGAUCACCACUGACAAGAAGCCACAGCAAGGGGCUUUGAAAUUUGGCUGGAUCAAAGGCGUUCUGGUACGAUGUCUGCUAAACAUCUGGGGUGUGAUGCUGUUCAUCCGCCUGUCAUGGGUAGUAGGGCAGGCUGGCAUGGGCCUCACUUCGGUCAUCAUCCUCCUGUCUGGCGUUGUCACCACACUUACUGCAUUGUCCAUGUCGGCCAUUUGUACAAAUGGAGAAGUAAAGGGAGGUGGUGCAUAUUAUAUGAUAUCCCGUAGUUUGGGAGCCGAGUUUGGUGGUGCUAUUGGGCUCAUCUUUUCAGUAGCCAAUGCUGUUGCUAUUGCAAUGUAUGUUGUGGGCUUUGCAGAAACUGUUAGAGAUGUAUUAAAGAACAAUAAUGCCUUGAUGAUAGAUGAAACCAAUGAUAUCCGAAUAAUUGGGUUCAUCACAAUAUCUCUGCUCCUAGCCAUUGCUAUUAUUGGUAUGGACUGGGAAGCUAGGGCCCAGCUGAUAUUGUUAGCUGUCUUGUUGAUCGGGCUAGUAAAUUUUGUUGUUGGUUGUAUCAUCCCUCCCACAGAAACCAAGAAAGUCAAAGGAUUUGUGGGAUUUAGCACUGAUCUGUUUAUUGAGAACAUGCUGCCAGCAUUUGGGGAGGGGCAGGAGUUUUUUUCUGUGUUUUCUGUAUUCUUCCCAGCAGCCACUGGAAUCCUGGCUGGAGCCAACAUCUCUGGGGAUCUCAAGGAUGCCCAGACAGCUAUCCCGAAAGGAACUCUACUGUCCAUCCUCAUCUCCACUAUUGUGUAUCUGGGCGUGGCCUGGACCCUAGGGGGAUGCAUGUUGCGGGAUGCUGUUGGACCCCUCAACGUGGCAGUGGGUGCAACCACUGUUGUCAAACUUUCAAACGUCACAACUACAACAGUGGCGUCUGUGGUGAUGUCCGCGGCACAGAAAGCCCAAAACACUUCAUCAACUAUUGUAUAUACAGAGGAUGUGAUACGAAACUGCUCUCUAGCCAAAAAUGGCAUGUGUGCUUAUGGGCUGAUGAAUGAUUAUCAGGCCAUGGAGAUGAUUUCUGGCUUUGGUCCACUUAUUACAGCUGGAAUCUUCUCUGCCACGCUUUCCUCGGCAUUAGCGAGUCUUGUUUCCGCCCCCAAAGUCUUCCAGGCUGUUUGCAAAGAUGAAAUCUUCCCCAAAAUACAUGUUUUUGCUAAAGGCUAUGGGAUUGAUGAUAGCCCAAGACGUGCCUAUCUGCUGGCUUAUUUUAUAGGUUUAGGAUUUGUCUUUAUCGGUGACCUAAAUGCCAUAGCCCCUGUGAUAUCCAAUUUCUUUCUUAUGUCUUACACACUGAUCAACUAUUCCUGCUUCGACGCCUCACUUGCCCGUUCACCAGGUUGGCGCCCAGCAUUCCGUUUCUACAACAAAUGGUGCAGCCUGCUGGGAGCCCUCAUCUGCCUGGCAGUCAUGUUCAUCAUCAACUGGUGGACUGCACUCAUCACAUUUGGAGUCAUCAGUGCCUUGUUUAUAUAUGUUCACCACACAAAACCAGAGGUAAACUGGGGAUCAUCAACACAAGCACAUGUGUACCGUAAUGCUCUGCAGUCUUCCCUUAAACUCAUAUCAGUUGAAGACCAUAUCAAAAACUUCAGACCACAGGUGCUUGUGAUGUCCGGUUUACCAGAGAACCGACCAGCCCUGAUAGAUUUUGUGUCCCAUAUCAGCAAGAAAAUAAGCCUGAUGGUGUGUGCUAAUGUUAUAGUGGGUCAACAGAGUGGUAACCUGAGAAAGCUUCUCAAUACCAAUGCUGCAUAUAGCUGGUUGAGCAAGCGGAGGGUCAAAGCCUUCUACACGGCCACUACAUCCCCUUCAUUUCGCCUUGGUGCCCAGUCCAUAAUGCAUACUGUUGGUGUUGGCAAACUUCGACCAAACACAUUGAUGAUGGGUUUCAAAUCUGAUUGGACAAAAUGUGAGCCAAGUUCUGUGGAAGAAUAUUUCAAGAUAAUACAUGAUGCCUUCGACCUGAACUAUGGGGUGGGUCUGUUGAGGCUGCAGGAAGGCUUCGGACUUGAUGUGGACAUGGAUGCAACCUUCAUGCCUGAUGGCAUGACAGAGGAUGAUGGCAUUCUGAGUUUCCCCAAUCGACCACCAGAAAUGAGCGAUGACGACCUCACUCCAGAUGACACGCCCCCUCACCGCCUCCACAGUAGCUAUGACAGGAUAGACAACAACACUCCCAUGCCUUCCAAGUCCACCAACCUGGUACCUGGAGACAUACAGAAUGGCCCCAGCAAGUCAAGGGAAAAGCUGAACAUUGAAGUGUUGAAAGGAAUAAAUAUGUUUAAGCGACACCCCAAGAAAGGGACCAUAGAUGUCUGGUGGUUGUUUGAUGAUGGUGGUCUGACACUACUGAUUCCCUACAUCCUGACAACCAAGGCCCACUGGCGGGGCUGCAAGCUGAGGGUGUUCACUGCAGGCACAAAGAAGGGGGAGCUGGACAGGGAACAGAGACAGAUGGCUACUCUGUUGUCCAAGUUCCGCAUCGAGUGUAAGGACAUGACUGUGUUACCUGAUGUCAACAAAGCUCCGCGUGAAGAGAGUCAGAUGGAGUUCAAGAAUCUGGUGAGUGACUGGGUCCUGGACACCAAGGCAGGAGAGACGGAGGAAGAGUUCCCCUGGAAAACCACACAGGAGGAGAUGGAGUUGCUCAAAGACAAGACAAAUCGCCACAUUCGACUUCGAGAACUGAUGCAAGAGAAAUCACGAGAUGCAUCCCUGAUAGUCAUGACACUGCCUAUGCCAAGAAAGGGCACCUGCUCUGCUGGGCUGUACAUGUCAUGGAUAGACACUCUUACGAGGGACAUGCCACCUAUACUUCUACUUAGAGGCAAUCAGACCAGUGUGCUCACAUUCUACUCAUAGUACACAGCCAUGCAGGGCCUUGACUUGACACAGGCACCAUAUUACAGCUGGUGGCGAUUUAGGCCAAUGUAGCUAACUGUGGCAUUCACCAACCUCGUCUCCAGUCCAGUGACACUUAUGCAGGAGUUGGGAUAUACACUACUUAGCUCAUAUAUAGAACAUGUGAUUAAGACUCCUUAGAGCCAAGGUUGUUAUGUACCGAUAGUAAUGAUGUUAUAUGUGUAUAUAGGCUAUAUGGAACAAAGCAUUUAUGGUAUUUAACACAAUAUUGUGGCUUGUAUUGUGAAUACAAGGACUAUGCAUUUAUUACAAUUAGACCAGUAAGUGCAAUUUGUUCUGUGCUAGUUGAGCCUGGUUUGACCAUAUGUACAAGAGCUGAAGUACAACAAGGACCACAGUACAAGGGUCUCAAGUACAAGGACCUACAACCGCUGGUCUUAAGUACAAGGACCUACAACCGCUGGUCUUAAGUACAAAGACCUACAACCGCUGGUCUUAAGUACAAGGACCUACAACCGCUGGUCUCCAGUACAAAGACCUACAACCGCUGGUCUCAAGUACAAGGACCUACAAACACUGGAUUUUCAAGUACUAGCAAGAUGUCAAAAGAUCUGUUGCAUUUGACCAACCAGGAGGGCUUAUCGUCCAGAAGUGCUAUUGCUGAAGAUAUAUAUUUUAUCAUGUCAUAAUGGACUUGGAAUCCUACAACUUGAUGCUUUCAGAUCUCUUUUGUUUCAAAACCUAUCAAGAAAUUAAGUUUCACCAUGGUUUAUUAGAAUAACAGCAAUUUUACAGCCGAGGAAUGAAUCUCAUUUACACCUGGCACACUAGUCCAUAUUGAGAAUACUCCUUUGAAUAUUCUUAUACAUGUACUGUUCAGCAUUUUAUUCAAUGAAUCUCAUGACAUCUUACAUGCAAGUAUACUUACAACUGACAAGAUAGCAUUAUAGUGCUUCGAUUGACAUGGACCAAACCAUAUCUCUCUUGGAGGAAAAUGAUUGCAUUGCAUAGUGUUGUAUUAGACGGAAGCAUAAUAAUUGUUCUUCUUUUUAAGAGAUAAAAAUGAUGUGAUUAUUGCUAUGAGUUACGCAUUCGCUUUGUGAGGCAAGUUAUUGUUAAAUUCAUAUUCAAAUGAGAACAAAUGUUUUAUGAUGUAAUGUUUUAUUUAUGAUUCAUAUGAUGCACACUAAUAUGGACCCAAAUCUUCUUGCAGAAGAGAAACAAUAUGUUGAUGCAUCUAAACUCCUAAAAGCAGAUGAUGGUGCAAAAUGUGAAAUCCAUAUGCCAAAAAUAUAUUUAAAACAUGUAGAUAUUCAAAACACAUUGGAGAGGUAACAAGUGGUGAACAGUAUGAUCAGUAUGUAAUAUUUGGUUUACAGUAUAUUUUUUAUAACGACCCAAAGUAUUUUAAGAAACACUUUUUUCUUGCUGUCUGAGGGAGUAUGUUUAUGAUUUACUGCAAGACAAUAAAUUCUGUUAAAGCAAAAUCUGUCACAUGAUGUGGCCUAAACAAUUAUGACUUCAAACUUAGAAAUUUUGAAAAAUCAAUGGCUUCCAGGUGUAUCUUAAAUUAGUUGCCAAGAAUACUUGCACUGUCACUCCUGUAUUAACAAACGUCUCCCCAAGGGCAGGAAAUCAAAUGGUUAUUAACCAGAAUGGUAUUUCUCUCAGCCUAUAAUACAGUCCAUGUUAGAGCCCUCUUUUGUCCACUUGUCAGGCAUUGUUGACUUUUCAAAUGAUUGAUAUCCACUAAAUAGGUACAACUGCAUGGAACAGGCCUUUUAAGUAAAUGUAUUUUCACCCUUUCAAUAUGUAGUGUUGUUGCGCCACAAAGACUAUGGGCCACCUGAUGAAGUGAUGAGCUGAUUGUUGGUAAUGACAGUGCGUGUAGGUAUCAGAUCUGUAUAUAGAGUUAUAGUACUGUACAGAUGUGAUUGUACUGUUUUAUUUAUUGAUUCUCAAGGAAGGUGACGGUUAUACCAAUAUGUGUAUGACUGAGAUAACUGGAAGCAGGUGCUUGUUUCUGUAGGCUGCUGCUGUAUAUAGUAUGGAGAUGCUGACUGUGUCUGCAUCUUGAAAACGGUUGUGUUGAGCCAUCAUUUCAACAGAAAUGGGGUUUGCUCUGUGUUUUAUCUUAUUUCCCAACCAUUGUACAUAGAAAAAAAAGACAUAAUUGAAAUAUGUGGAGUUCAAGUGAGAUUAUUUCAUUCUGUGUAUUGUAAAUUUUUGUGCCUUGUUUGGAUUUUGUUUUUGGCUCACAAUUUAAAUUAUUUUCAACUGUUUGAAAAGAUCUGCAGUGCUAACAAUGUGUUUGUAUAGAUCCAUAACACUUUAUCAUAAGGAAUUUCCAGGAAAUGUGCUACAUGCUUUAGUCUUUCAAUACCUUAUAUCCAAAUUAGCAGAGGAGAAAAGUGUAGUCUCCAACUGAUGCAUUUUUAUAAUUUCUCCCAAGUUUUGGAAGUAUUAUUCAGUGAUGCUAAUUAUGUUAUGUCUUGUGUUUAUGUUCAAAAUUA